Molecule: messenger RNA, 1891 nt
Organism: Boleophthalmus pectinirostris (great blue-spotted mudskipper)
Lineage: Eukaryota; Metazoa; Chordata; Actinopteri; Gobiiformes; Gobiidae
Product: AP-1 complex subunit sigma-2-like
Exons: 5
Coding region: 159-635 (158 amino acids)
Biological process (GO): intracellular protein transport; vesicle-mediated transport
Cellular component (GO): intracellular membrane-bounded organelle; membrane coat; AP-1 adaptor complex
Molecular function (GO): clathrin-cargo adaptor activity
Source: RefSeq, a predicted model, not a curated record
CAGAGGCGCCCUGUCUCCACCGUCGUGCUGUUAGCAUCAGCAGGCUAACAGGCGAGACAAUACUGACUUCUGCUCCUCACAUUUUCUGCUAUUUUUUGCCAUGUUUGUCGCUUGAAUUGUAAGAGAAUAAGCCAAAAGACAACGCCAAGCCCUCAUCAAUGAUGCAGUUCAUGCUGUUGUUUAGCCGUCAGGGGAAACUGCGCUUACAGAAAUGGUAUGUGCCUCUGUCCGACAAAGAACGGAAGAAGAUCUCCAGGGAUCUGGUCCAGACCAUUUUGGCCCGAAAACCCAAAAUGUGCAGUUUUCUGGAGUGGAGGGACCUCAAAAUUGUCUACAAGAGAUAUGCAAGUUUGUAUUUCUGCUGCGCUGUUGAAGAUCAGGACAAUGAGCUGAUCACCCUGGAGAUCAUUCACAGAUAUGUGGAGCUGCUGGACAAAUACUUUGGCAGUGUUUGUGAGCUGGACAUUAUUUUCAAUUUUGAGAAAGCCUACUUUAUCCUGGACGAGUUCCUGUUGGGAGGAGAGGCUCAGGAGACGUCCAAGAAGAAUGUGCUAAAGGCAAUCGAACAGGCCGAUCUGCUGCAAGAGGAAGCUGAGGCCCCACGCAGCGUGUUGGAGGAGAUUGGCCUGACAUAAACCAUCAGUAUAAAAUCAUAUCUCACGUCCCCCACAUUUCCCCCAUUUUCUCGUCAAGUGUUGUGAAUAUUUUGAUCAUCGCCGUACUGUAUAUUCUGUACUGUGUUCCCAAUCCCCUGUGAUGUCUUUUGCUGUGGUGCCAAUUGUGGUUUUGUUGUCUUUUCUGUGUAAAAACUAAAACCUUUCUCUCUAUGACUAAGCAGCACAAUUAGCCAAGUUCCCAUUAAACUCCAUAUACAGUAUUUGUGAUUCUCAAACUGUUCAGAACAAGCUCCAUUUGAUAGUGAUGGGCAAAACCAGGGAUUAUUGUUUUUGAUUCAAUACAAGUAAUACUAUGGCAAGUAUUGCAGUAUUGCUCUGAUAGAGAUACCAUUGAUUUUUGCAUUAAAAUCCUUUGAAACUCCUCUAUUAAGACAAAUUAAACUAUUACAGAUCAUUAUUUUUGCUCCAGUCUUGCUUGAACUGUUCUAAAAAUCAAAUAUGUGCAGAUAAACAAUAUAUAAAUAAUGUAUUACAGGAAAAAAUGAAAUGCAUCUAUUUUGCACAAGAAUGGAUGCUUUUAAUAACUUUUGGUGUUCAUCCACCCAUCACAAUCAUUUGGCUUUAGCAUCUGAAGUAAAAUGUGAGUUCAAAUAGGACUAAACCAGGACUAACUAAGGUAAAAAGCUUAACCAAAUCAAUUCCAGGUUUGAAUUGUCUUCAAACUGAGACAGGUAAGCUCUGAUUGUGUUUGAGUCUAACAAAUAUAAAAAUUGGCAAAAUUACAGCCAAUUCAAAACUUGGACUAAACUUUAACUAAAACAACACAAAUCUUAACAUAAACCUGGCCUAAUCAUUACUAGUCCAGAACUAAGACCAAACCACAACUAAAACUAAGUCUGAACUUCACAUAAAGGGCCACCGAUGGUACUUGUACUGCAGUUUGAGAACCACCACCAUAGUUGACAAUGUAGCAACAACACUCUUGGAUUUGUGAAAUUUUAUGGCCUAAAAGGUGCUACUUAAAUUUUUAUAUAAACUAGCAACUAAGAUUUAUUUAGAUUUCAUUUAGACAUAGCACCCACAAUCAAAUCUAAGUGUAGUUAGCAUGUCCCCUUUAAACAGUAUUAAUUGUAGUAUUCUUUUUGCCUAACUGUAGCUAAUGUCUUGUAUUAUUCUUGUUCCUGAAUUGUCUUAAUUGGCCUGUUGAAAGUCUCAGGUCACAUCCCAAAUGCCCAUAGCUUUAUGAAGGAGAGAAUAAAUAUAUUAAAACACAA